This is a messenger RNA of Notodromas monacha, 468 nucleotides long. NCBI's taxonomy places the organism in Eukaryota, Metazoa, Arthropoda, Ostracoda, Podocopida, Cyprididae. The record is from the annotation of a GenBank genome assembly.
AUGGCGGAAACGUUGAAAGCAAAGCCGCAAGCAAAUAAAAAGAUGACGGAAGAGAUAAUCGGUGGAUUCAACGCUCUCAGAGCCGAACAAAGACGAUUGACUCAGAAAAUUACCGAGCUUGAAAGUGAACGCGCCGAGCAUAAUCUCGUUAUCAAUACUUUGAAAGAUGUCGAUCCUGCCCGACGUUGUUACCGACUCAUCGGUGGCAUACUCGUGGAACGCAACGUCGGCCAAGUCCUUCCUGCAUUGCAGAACAAUGUAGAACAAAUUGAUAAAGUCGUAGAGGCCCUCAACAAGCAGGCUGUUUUGAAAGGUCAAGAGCUUGUUGACUACAAAGAAAAACAUAAUAUCCGACUCUCCGGCUUGCCUCAGCGGGACGACAGUAAAAAUGAAGCGGAAGGCCCCACGGAUGAAAAAUCCGCUCCGGAAUCUACUGGUGUUUUAGUCGACUCUGCUGCCUCGAAAUGA